CCUUUCUCGUCCCUUUUCCGUAUCGGACACCUCGCUCCCUCUCUUGCGCAUGGAGAGCUCCGCCCUCCCUCGCCCCGUCACCUUCCCCUUACCUGCCCGCCCCACCGCCCUCCUCCGCCACCGCCAACUCUCUGCCUUCCGCCUCCUUCCACAUCACUCCUCCCCUAUCUCUUACCCCCGCCGCGCACUCUCCCAUCUCCCCCUCCCCCUCGCCCCGUGCCGCGUCAAACCCUCCCUUCAACUCGUCCGCGCCUCCUCCUCGCCUUCGAUCGCCGCUCCAAACCCGGAAUCCACUCCGGCGCCGUCGCCGCAGCCGGCCCAGGGGGCGAAGCCGGUGCCCCUCGCGAUCUCCCUCGCCGUCGGCCUCGCCGUUCGGUUCCUCGUCCCGCGACCCGUCGAGGUAACGCCGCAGGCGUGGCAGCUCCUCGCCAUCUUCCUCUCCACCAUCGCUGGCCUGGUGCUGAGCCCUCUGCCGGUGGGCGCCUGGGCCUUCAUUGGCCUCACUGCCUCGGUUAUCACCAAGACUCUGACCUUUUCGGCGGCCUUCGGGGCAUUCACGAAUGAGGUUAUCUGGUUGAUCGUGAUCUCGUUCUUCUUCGCUAGGGGGUUCGUCAAGACCGGGCUUGGGGAUCGGAUCGCCACGUACUUUGUGAAAUGGCUUGGUAAGAGCACAUUGGGGCUGUCGUAUGGGCUUACGGUCAGCGAGGCUUUUAUCGCCCCUGCAAUGCCGAGCACCACAGCAAGAGCCGGUGGAGUGUUCUUGCCUAUCAUCAAGUCCUUGUCCCUCUCGUCCGGGAGUAAGCCCGGGGAUCGUUCGGCCGGGAAGCUGGGUUCUUAUCUAGUCAUGUCUCAGUUCCAGGCAGCUUGUAACUCUAGUGCGCUCUUUCUAACUGCUGCGGCACAAAAUCUAUUAUGCCUAAAACUGGCUGAGGAACUUGGUGUUAAGAUCUCAAGUCCAUGGGUAUCAUGGUUUAAGGCUGCAAGUUUACCAGCUAUUGUUUCACUUCUGGCUACUCCAUAUAUCCUAUAUAAACUGUUUCCUCCUGAAGUGAAGGACACACCAGAUGCACCAGCUUUGGCUACAAAAAAACUGGAACAAAUGGGACCUAUCACAACAAAUGAAUGGGUGAUGGUUGGUACCAUGGUUCUUGCAGUUUCAUUGUGGGUCUUUGGAGAUGCCCUUGGAAUACCCAGUGUUGUUGCAGCAAUGCUUGGACUAUCCAUCCUUCUACUUUUGGGUGUUUUGAAUUGGGAUGAUUGCCUAAGUGAAAAGUCUGCAUGGGAUACCUUGGCUUGGUUUGCUGUUCUAGUUGGAAUGGCAAGUCAAUUGACAAAUUUGGGGAUUGUGACAUGGAUGUCAAAUUGUGUGGCCAAGUUUCUUCAGUCUUUUUCCUUAAGCUGGCCUGCAGCUCUCAGUGUUCUUCAAGCAUCCUAUUUCCUCAUCCAUUACUUAUUUGCAAGUCAGACUGCUCAUGUAGGAGCCCUGUACUCGGCAUUCCUUGCCAUGCAUUUGGCAGCUGGUGUUCCCGGUGCAUUAGCAGCUCUUGCUUUGGCAUACAAUACAAAUCUUUUUGGUUCAUUGACACAUUAUAGUAGUGGUCAGGCUGCUGUAUACUAUGGAGCGGGAUACGUCGAGCUUCCUGAUGUAUUCAGGCUGGGUUUCAUAGUGGCUGCAGUCAAUGCCUUGAUCUGGGGAGUCGUUGGUACUUUCUGGUGGAAAUUUUUGGGACUUUACUGAAUAUGGUAGUGGUCCAUCACAAAGAAAAGGAUUCCUGCUUCACCAAUGAUGCUCAUCCUCCACUACAUAAAUAAUUCUGGAGAAACUCUAUCUGCUCUUUCCUUUCGGUCUUUGUGGUCCAAAGCUUUGAUUGUUAGAAGGAUCCAGUCAUUCAAUUCACUAUCAGGUAACCUAAUGUUCUUUCCAAUCUCUAUAUGAAUGAUUUUUCUUGUUAAUGUCAGUGUUUAUGAUGGAACAUGCAUUUGCAGAAACUCAAUUGAUUUCUGAAAGAUCAGAUGAGGAGAGCAUUUCUUUUUUGCUACAAAUGUUGGUAAUAUGAAAUUGGCCCUUCUCAUUUAAUUUCAUACCGUUCUAUAUACUUGGAUA
Musa acuminata subsp. malaccensis (wild Malaysian banana) is the source of this 2104-nucleotide messenger RNA. RefSeq names its product dicarboxylate transporter 2.1, chloroplastic. Gene Ontology annotation, molecular function: transmembrane transporter activity. Gene Ontology annotation, cellular component: membrane. Gene Ontology annotation, biological process: transmembrane transport. The record is from RefSeq and is a predicted model, not a curated record. Lineage: Eukaryota; Viridiplantae; Streptophyta; Magnoliopsida; Zingiberales; Musaceae.